AUGACUGAUUUUGGCUCCAAAGGGACAGAAGGACAUACAAGGGUCGAAGGCAGAAAUGGUGGUUCUAAUAAUCAAGGUCUGGAGAAUACAAAGUUCUCUUACAAAGAAGGGAGAAUUGGGAGGAAGGAUGGUUACCGAACUGGUGCUUGGGAAGGAUAUGCUCGAGGUAGUAAGCACAUGGAGAAUGGGUAUAGGGUUAAAGAAAACAGAGCUCCCUCAUACGGAAGAGGCAGAAGCUCGAUGUGGCCUACACCGUUAUACCAUACUCAAAAUGGUGUAAGUGGUUCAAAGGUUGAUGGAACGGGGAAAAGAGAAAGAGGUUUCUGUGAUCGAUUGAGUGGAGAAGACGAUCUGCUCUUCGGAGGAAAUGUUGAAUGGGACGAUGAUGACCUGGUAGCGGAGGAUGGGGAGCUCACGAUGGAGGAUUAUGAUAUUGAGAAUCAUAGUAGUUUGCUCACGGAAUUUACAAAUCAGGAAGUGAAUGGUGUCGAAAACUCAGCAGGUUACUUCGGAGGCUCGCAAGACAAAUGGCGAUAUGGUGGAGUUCCAGAGGAGGACGGAGGCUACGGGACGGCGUAUGAUCAGCAAAAAACCAGGGAUGGUGGCUCUCCUGAACCUACCGGCUAA
Arabis nemorensis is the source of this 627-nucleotide messenger RNA. The record is from the annotation of a GenBank genome assembly. Lineage: Eukaryota; Viridiplantae; Streptophyta; Magnoliopsida; Brassicales; Brassicaceae.